AAACCAUUUAUGACGCCAUUGAUACAAUUUUGAUACCGAAUUCACAUUUUGAUGGUUUUCGAGCUCUUGCCACAGAGUUCUGAUUUAAUCCGUUUUUGUACCCUAAAGAUAAAAACGUCCAACAAGACACAUCGGUGACGAUGGUGCCUCUAUUUGUGGCGAGCUGAUGGAUCUACCGACCCUGUUUGUUGCUUGAAUUGUGUUUUAAUUUGUAUUUUGUGAGCCAACGACGCUCAUAGUCUUGUUAGAAUGUGUCUUUCCUACAGCCUUAGCAUCUUAGGUCUUUUAGUUUUAACAGUUCCCUGCACUCUGGAGCUGGCCUUCAGUAAUGCUCAUUGUGUGCAUUCACCCAAAAUACUGCUACCCAGACAAGGAGAGAUUCAUAACUCUGCCCACCAUGUCUGGUCGUCCCGCCCACUCAAUUGCAGUUGGCUGAUAACCUCAAAAGUUGGGGAGCGUGUCAUCAUUAGUUUUUCCGAGUUGAACAUGAGGUGUGGGCGAGAAUGGGUAUCUGUGGCCCCUCUCACUGGCAGGCCCAAUAAAUUCUGUGGUUCCCAGUUGCCAGAACCAUUUGAGAUGGCGGGGGGAAACAUAACCGUGACGCACCACUUCCUCCCCCAUUUUUACCCAGUAUCAGUGUUCCAUCUUUCAUAUAUUAAAGACUCAGGUCCCUGUUUUCCAGGCGAGUUUGAAUGUUACAGUGAACGCUGUCUCCCAGCCUCAUGGCGGUGUAACGGGCAGGUCGAGUGCCUUGGUGAGGGGGAUGAGCUUGGUUCUGACGAGGAUGGAUGCGAUGAGAUCACCCCUGAACCUCACAUAGACUAUAUAAAUCCCCUCCCUCCCACAGAAACUACCACCAUGGCUAUUCCAUUAACCAAUACAGAUGUGCCACCACCUAAAGAACCUGUCUUUCACCUGGUGCCCCAAGGAGGGCCAUGUGGGGGUUACUUGGAUGCAUUUUAUGGGUCAUUCACCCCUCCUGUUUUAACAGGACACCCGUUGGAGUGUGUGUGGACGGUUGACCCACGAGACUCGCGGCCACUUAAACUAGAGCUCCAGCAACUUGAUCUGGGUCCUGGAGACACAAUCAUAAUCACAGACCAGCCCCAUGGAACAGGCAACAUCAUUAAAUCGAUCAACUUUGUGUCCAAUAACAAAGCAGUAGAGGUGGAAUCCCGCACCGGCUUGCUUUCCCUGAUCUUCCAUAUGCUGCCUGGAUCGGAUGGGCGGGGCUUUAAUGCGACCUAUCGCAUUAGGGAUUACUGCCUUCCAUGGGAGGGACUUUGUUGGGGAUCAGAGGGAGGCUGUUACAGCCUGAAGCAGCGUUGCAAUGGACACUGGGACUGUCCUGAAACAGGCCUGGAUGAGGAAGGGUGCGGGGUCUGCCCGGCUGGACACUUCCCCUGUGGGAUGGGUGGUAUGCAGAAAGCAGGUCACCAGCAGGGCAGACCAAACUGCUUCUCUAUCCAUGAGCGUUGCAACUACCAGCUCAACUGUGCAGAUGGUAGUGAUGAGAGAGAAUGCACCAUCUGCCAACCUGGGACAUUUCACUGCGACAGUGACAGGUGUGUAUUUGAGAGCUGGCGCUGUGACGGACAGAUGGACUGUAAGGACGGCACAGAUGAGCUAAACUGCACUGUGACCCUUCCAAGAAAGGUGAUCACAGCGGCUACUGUUGGAAGCUUAGUUUGCGGACUGCUGCUUGUCAUUGCAAUGGGCUGCACCUGCAAGCUGUAUUCACUGCGCACUCGAGAGUACAGCAUGUUCGCACCAAUCAAUAGGCAGGAGGCAGAACUGAUCCAGCAGCAGGCCCCGCCCUCCUAUGGUCAGCUGAUUGCUCAGGGAAUCAUUCCACCAGUGGAAGACUUCCCUACUGAAAACCCAAAUGAAACUGUCUCACUCUCUCUGAGAGGAAUACUGCAGCUUCUCAGGCAAGACAAUGAUUCCUCUCCACGGCGAAGACGCAGGCCGCGGUUUGUCCGCAGAUUUGUCCGUCGCCUGCGAAGGUGGGGCUUAAUUCCCCGGCCUGUCCCCAGGCCGACACAGACCACAGCCUCUGCCUCGCAACAGACAGAGGCUCCUACUUCUGCCUCUGUGCCCAGCCAGUCAAGUCCUGGAGUUUCCUCAGUGGCUGUAGAAGUUGCCAGUCAGCUCUUGCCUCAGAAACUGUGUUUAUCCCAUCAGACAGAGCUGCAACAGCAGCAAGCAGAGGCUUCAUCCCCUGUCCAGUCUCUCAGUUCCCAGGAAACACAACAGACCCCACCCAUAACUGUGCCACCUAGUAGCCCCUCCCUGGCAUCUCUCUUCCACACGCUGGGGAGGAGUAUCUCCCGUUUCAGACCCUCCCCGUCCCCUACCUCUCUUCCUCUCUCUGCUUCCCCCUCUUUUUCCUCUUCCUCGGAAGAUGAAGUGCUGUUGAUCCCUCUUUCUGAUGACACAACCUCUGAAGAUGAUAUUCCCAUGCUGACAUGAGCUACUCUUAUUUAAACCAUUCUUUCUGCUCUGUCUUCAUUUUCUCUCCCUACACGUUGUUCUCUCUCUCCUUGCUUCCCUCCCUUUCAGCACAUCACCAUGUUUGCUACUUGUGCUGGCUUGGUGCCUUUAAUGAAUGCAUCUGUGUUCCUUACUUGAGAAAAGACAUGAGAAAAAGUAUUGAAAAACGUUUGCCAAAAUAUAUGACAAGCGUUUGUGUGCACUUAUUUAAAGUGUUUGACGUGAGAAGAAAAAAAAUCAUUUGCACAGAGAAUCUUCCCCCAGUUGGCUUAGGAAAUGCCUUUGCCACAAAGUUCAUAUUCUCAAAUCGGACAGGCUAAGAAUGAUUUUAUUUUUAUUUGCUUUUUAUUUCUUAAGACAUGGUUGUGUGUGUGUGUGUGUGUGUGUGUGUGUGUGUAUAUACAGGUGAGUUUACCUCAUAAUGCUACAGGCCACAUAUUUUCUUGUGUGUGUUCCUAAGAAGUGCCUUUGAUUUGAACUUCCUGUAAAUCACUACACAGUACGUGACUGUUUAUGUGAUUGCAUGUAGGGCCAAACACACUUGCACAAAGGUUUUAACAUAGAUGUAGAACUCACCCUCGCUAUGUAUAUUGUAGUGCAUGGCAACUGUGGCAAUAACGUAAUAAAAAAGAGUGUGUGAAAGAGAGAGAAAGAGAGUGGACUAUCUGGAAGUGGCUAGCCUCACUGUAAAGACAAUCCCUCUUGGUGCUUGAGGUUUCACUCUCACCUCUGUUUGCACCACCAACAUGAAUGGCAUCACUAUAUUAUCACUAUGACUUGACAAUGUCUUUCAAUAUCUUGAAAAUUACAUAUUUCUUACUUCCAAAUUCCUGGCUCGUUGAAUAACAACAGACGAUUUGUCGUAGUGCCAUAUCUCUAGUCAUAUGUUUUCAGCUGCUCUUACAAUCUCUCAUUCACUCCUCCUCUUACCCUUUUGAUGGAUGUUUUUUUACAUAAUGUAUAUUAUUAAUGCCAAGAUGUUAAACUUUCAGCUGCCAAAUGGUGAUGGAUGAAUUUCACUGUAUAUAUUUGCUAAACCAUCAAGAAAAUUCACAAAGAUUAAAAUUAUUUGCACUUUUAGUCCUAAAAAGCUUUUUAUCUGUUGUUUUAAAUGCAGUGCUUCUGUUUUCUACAUAGUGUGCUAUUUGGGGGAAUCUUAACUAAAUCUGUCAAGAACAUGUAAUAUUUCACUGCAAAAUCAAAACAAAGAAAGAAGUUGUUUUGCUGAAAUGAAGAAAAGUACUGCUAAGAUUUUUUAAUGAUGACUAUUUCCAUGACAUUAAGAUUUGUUUUCACCCAAAUUGAUUUUUACAAUAAUACACACAAACAAACUCAUUCUCACUCUCUUGCUGAAACGAGGAAAAAAAUGACAUUAUUUAAAUCUUAAGUAUUUAAGGAAAAUAGGAAUUUCAAAA
Molecule: messenger RNA, 3908 nt
Organism: Xyrauchen texanus (razorback sucker)
Lineage: Eukaryota; Metazoa; Chordata; Actinopteri; Cypriniformes; Catostomidae
Product: low-density lipoprotein receptor-related protein 10-like
Exons: 10
Coding region: 250-2472 (740 amino acids)
Cellular component (GO): plasma membrane
Molecular function (GO): protein binding
Source: RefSeq, a predicted model, not a curated record